UAGAGCAAAGUUUACACACACGCUAUGAUUGUCUUGUCCCUGUCCACCCCGGCAGGCACGGCCGACCUUUCACCUACUUCCCCUCUCAAGCUAACAGCUGCUGCACUGCUAAAGACAACAAACGGCCGGCGUUUACAAAAUACAGUACUGGUGAUUAAAGCUUGGGAAGAGCAUUUAGAAAUGUGGAUGAGUACACUUGCACGUUUUGCUCGUCCCGUCUUUCAAAGGAGCCCCUCCCCAUUGGUCUGCAAGGCAAUGAAAGCUUGUCGUAGGAUGGAGCUGCCUGCACCAAGUUUCUGCAUGACACCAGUACAUAUUCGCAGACAUCAAACCCUCGGUUCUGCCCCCAUGCCUGUGGCUUCUCACUCAAUGAGACAUGUACGUGCUCUGGAUGAGGAGAGGCUGAUGGCGGUGGAAUGGGAAGAUGGAGGCCAAAGCUUGUACCCAUUCACCUGGCUGAGAGACAACUGCCAGUGUCCGCACUGCACCCUGCGGUCAGCUGAGGCCCGCUUGCUGUUGAUGGCUGAUCUUGAUAUCCACACAGGAAUGGAUUCUGUGGAAGUUACCAAAGAUGGCAAGGUUUCCAUUGUGUGGCCCGACCAGCACAUGAGUGUGUUUGAUGCAGAGUGGCUGAAGAAACGCUGUUUUUCUGAUGCUGCCAGACAAGCAAUGCAGGAGGAGCUGUUCCUCAAUGAGCGUUAUUAUUGGGACGCGACGCUGCGUAUUCCCCAAGCUGACUUCCAGGAAGUUCUCCAUGACGAUGGGGCUGCGCUCGCCUGGCUCCUGGCCCUGCGGCGAGUUGGUAUCGUGCACCUAAAGGGGGCGCCUGCAGAGCAAGGUCAAGUGGCCAGACUGGCUGAGAGGAUUGGAUAUCUCAGGCUGACGUUUUACGGGCAUACAUGGCAGGUCCAGGACAAGUCCAUGGCAAACAAUGUGGCGUACACUUCAGGGAAGCUGAGCCUGCAUACAGACUAUCCAGCUUUACACUUUGCACCUGGGGUGCAGUUCCUGCACUGCAUUAACCAGGCAAAGGAAGGAGGGGAGAGCGAAGUGGUGGACGGCUUCCACAUGGCUGAGCAGCUGCAGCGAGAAGAUCCGGAGGCCUUCCGGACGCUCACCUCGCUCCGUGUGGACUUCACCGACACCGGGACGGACUACUGCGACUUCAUGCUGCAGUCCAAGAAUCGGAUCAUCGAUGUUGACUCCGAGGGAAAAGUCACAAAAAUAAACUACAACAACGCCACCAGAGACUCUGUGCUGGACCUCCCCUUACAUCAGGUCCAGCCCUUCUAUAGAGCCCUGAAGGCCUAUGUGGACAUCAUGAACAGACCGGAAAACGUGGUCACCUACACCAUGAAGCCAGGUGACAUUGUGACCUUUGACAACUGGCGUCUGCUGCACGGCAGGAAGAGCUACAUCAGCAGGCCAGACAGGCUGCGACACUUGGAGGGUGCCUACUUGGACUGGGACGAGGUGAUGUCUCGUCUCCGGAUUGUCCGCAGAAAUGUCCACGGAGACGCGUGAGCGUCGGACAAAAGGUCACAUUUACAUAGAAAGACUUAAAGCCUCUUCUAGGAUCUGAAACUUCUAUUAAAACUACACAUUGGUCUUAAAAAGUGCUGACAGAAUUAGAUAGUAAGCUAAAAGCAAAGUCUAUUUAAUAUUCAGAUUGGAGCCUGAAACUUGUGCAACGCAACAAUGCAACGAUGAAUACGCCUUGUUUGUAGAUUUAAAAGGUGUCUUUGGAGGUUUUGUUUUUUUAAUUAAACCUAACUAUGUGGUAUUUCACAUAAAAUAUGCUCUAAUUUAUUUUUAUUUUUAAAUGUUAUUCCCUGUUCUGAUUAAAAUAUCUGGCAUACAUUUUUUUUAUUAUAAAUAUUUUUGUGUAUUUUGUCUGAUAAAUAUCCGUAAGAAAAAUUUGGCAAAAAAGAAAAGAUUAAAUAUAAUUAGUGCUGUGUCUUUUUACAUCUUUGAACAAAAAUAACCAAUUACAGACAAAAAGCAGGUGUUUAAUGAUUGAAUUUUUUCCAAGGGGAAAAAAAAUAACUACCCGAACCUACCAGGCCGUAUGUAAAAAUGUAAUCGUUCUAUUCUCAGCCUUCAAUUGUUGAAUUAAGAAAUCACUUAAAUCCAAUUUGUCUGACAACAUAAAGUACAUGUUAAAAUCAAAAAGCACAGCAGCAUAUGUUUUGACAGGAUUUGCAGGAGUUCCCUUUUAUUUUGAAAGAAAUCAUGAUUCCUUGCAUCACAAAGAUAUUUUGACAAAUGUCCUGAGAUGUGAAGUUAAUUGCAACAAAGUUCACAUUUUUCUGUCUUUGUAAACAAGCCGUCAUGUUUCUCGUGCGUCCGUGACUAUAUUCACACAGGUACAUUUUUUUUAAAGUGAAAAAAUGAAUAUACCACAUUUUUCUUGUAAGAGCUAAUUUGAAAGAAAUUGGUUUUAGUUUAUUUAUGGGCAGCUCUGGUCUCAAAGUGGUACCAUUUGUACUUUUAAGGGUUUAGUAUGAAGUUAAACAGCCAUGUUUCAAACCAUUUCCUGCAAUACGUCUUACAAAAAAACAACACAAAUUUAAGUGUGUUUUGUCAAAAAAAAAUCAAUUACAACAGCUUCAUUUAGGACAACUUUAUUAUAUUGCCAAAGCUGUACAUAAUCUAUAAAUACCUUUUUUUUUUACCUCCAAAAACUGGAAUGCUUACACCUGGCAUCUCCUUACUGUUUCCCUCUCUUUCUCAGCCAGUGAGAACAAUAACAGAGAUGAAUUGUAAUAUUCCAGAUUUUAAAAAAAAAUACAAACAAAAAAAAACUU
Molecule: messenger RNA, 2807 nt
Organism: Xiphophorus hellerii (green swordtail)
Lineage: Eukaryota; Metazoa; Chordata; Actinopteri; Cyprinodontiformes; Poeciliidae
Gene: bbox1
Product: butyrobetaine (gamma), 2-oxoglutarate dioxygenase (gamma-butyrobetaine hydroxylase) 1
Exons: 8
Coding region: 25-1524 (499 amino acids)
Biological process (GO): carnitine biosynthetic process
Cellular component (GO): mitochondrion
Molecular function (GO): iron ion binding; gamma-butyrobetaine dioxygenase activity
Source: RefSeq, a predicted model, not a curated record